This is a messenger RNA of Gigantopelta aegis, 369 nucleotides long. RefSeq lists its product as uncharacterized. NCBI's taxonomy places the organism in Eukaryota, Metazoa, Mollusca, Gastropoda, Neomphalida, Peltospiridae. The coding region runs from base 1 to 369 and encodes 122 amino acids. The transcript has a single exon. The record is from RefSeq and is a predicted model, not a curated record.
AUGACUCUGAAGCAAAUUGAUGAGGAUAUUUCCGAAACAUUAGGGGAUGAUGCUCCUUCGUACAGUACCAUAAAGCAGUGGUGUGCUGAUUCCAUACGGGGUAGAACGAGUACUGAAGAUAAUCCACGCUCUGGUCGCCCAUGUGAAGUGUCCAUUGACGAAAACGUUAAUGCUGUCCUUGACACAGUCAUAAAGGACAGGCGAUUCACAAUCAGACAGUUAGCCAGUGUCCAUAACAUUAGUAAAACAUCGUUGGAACGAAUUCUGCUUGAGCAUUUACACAUGAAUAAAGUGUCUGCACGGUGGGUGCCACGAAUGUUAACAGCAGACCAGAAACGGGUGUCAACUUCUACAGGACUAUCGCAAUGA